Pseudovirgaria hyperparasitica is the source of this 1562-nucleotide messenger RNA. RefSeq names its product putative Xaa-Pro aminopeptidase. Gene Ontology annotation, molecular function: manganese ion binding; metalloaminopeptidase activity. The transcript has 4 exons. The record is from RefSeq and is a predicted model, not a curated record. NCBI's taxonomy places the organism in Eukaryota, Fungi, Ascomycota, Dothideomycetes, Acrospermales, Acrospermaceae. Bases 1 to 1374 code for a protein of 457 amino acids.
AUGGCUAUUAAUGAGUCUAUUUUGAAGGGCAAAUACCCCGCCAAAGCUCAUGCCCAGAAGGUCGCGACGUAUAUCAAGAGCAAGGGAGGGGAGUCUAAUGGUGUUAUCUACCUGGAAGCACAGAGGACGAGGAUGAAUGAGGACAAUGAUCAAGCAGCACCCUUCCGUCAACGUCGUUACUUCUUCUACCUUACAGGAUGUGACCUACCUGAUUGCCAUCUCACAUAUGACAUGGCAACAGACAAGUCGACGCUGUUUAUUCCCCCGGUUGAUCCAGACGAGGUGACUUGGUCAGGACUUCCACUGAGCCCUGAGCAGGCAUUGGAAAAAUACGAUGUCGACGAAUGCCUCACUACCCAACAGGUCAUGGAGAAGCUCGCAUCUCUCAAAGGCACCGCUUACGCCAUCGAAAACCAGGUCUCCGACAAUGUCUCAUUCAUAUCCUCCUCAAGCAGCAACUUCACAGACCUCAAGUCUGCCAUCGAGGAAUGUCGCGUGACCAAAGACGCCUACGAGAUCGCCCUCAUGCGCCACGCCAACGAGGUCUCCACAGCCGCUCACACAGGAGUCUUCCGCGCCGCCAAAACUGCCAAAAACGAGCAAGAACUCGAGGCCCUCUUCAUCGCCUCCUGCAUCUCCCGCGGCUGCAAGAAGCUCGCAUACGAGCCCAUCGUCGCCGCCGGCACCGCCGCCGCAACCCUCCACUACAUCGCAAACGACCAGCCCCUCGACGGCAAGCUCAACAUCCUCCUCGACGCCGGCGCAGAAAAGGACACCUACGCCUCCGACAUCACCCGCACCUUCCCCAUCAACGGCAAAUUCACCCCCGAGAGCCGCAACAUCUACGCCAUCGUGCUCAAGAUGCAAAAGGACAGCAUCGCCCUGAUCAAGGCCGGCAUGCGCUGGGACGACGUGCACUCCAACGCCCACAGAGUCCUCAUCCAAGGCCUCCUCGACAUCGGCAUCCUGCGCAACGGCUCCGUCGACGACAUCUUCGCGGCCCGCACCUCUACGGCCUUCAUGCCGCAUGGCCUCGGCCACUACCUCGGCAUGGACACGCACGACACCGGCGGCCAUCCAGACUACGCCGACAAAGACCCCAUGUUCAGAUAUCUGCGCAUCCGGGGCACCGUGCCCGCGGGCGCCGUCGUGACGGUCGAGCCCGGCUGCUAUUUCUUCAGGUAUAUCGUCGAGCCGUAUGUCAGGGACCCGGUGCACGGCAAGUAUAUCGACGCGGCGGUGCUGGACAGGUACUGGGAUGUUGGCGGUGUAAGGAUCGAGGAUGACGUGCUUGUCACGGAGAGCGGGCAUGAUAAUCUCACGUCGACGCCAAAGGAGAUUGAGGAGAUUGAGAGGAUUAUUCAGGAUGCGUAGAGGCUGGUGCUGCGGUUUUGGUGAGGUCGUGGGAGGGGGGUUCUGGGGAUGAGUUGUUCAUGGAUGAGUCUUGUAGCAGUACUUCAUUUCAGUAGUCUUGGAGCUGAAUACCACAAAUUGCACAACCAUGAAGGGUCGAUCGCAACGUUUCGGAAACCUCCAUGAAUAAAUACAACCAUCUAGGGCUU